This is a messenger RNA of Letharia columbiana, 633 nucleotides long. RefSeq lists its product as uncharacterized. Bases 1 to 633 code for a protein of 210 amino acids. NCBI's taxonomy places the organism in Eukaryota, Fungi, Ascomycota, Lecanoromycetes, Lecanorales, Parmeliaceae. The transcript has a single exon. The record is from RefSeq and is a predicted model, not a curated record.
AUGAGCAAAAAAGAACUAGAGAAAAUACCGAUCGAGACCAUUCGCUUGCAGACCGAUCCUUUCUACAAUGAAUGUCGUGCUUAUGGCAGACUUAUAGAAUGCGAUGUCAACGGAAAGGUCGCUGUGCGCUGUCACGGCCAUAUAGCUAUUCCAGCUACAAGAGAGGAAGAGCUAAAUCGACGCUUUGAAGUCUAUGCAUGGGACCGUCCCGAGGACGACUCAGAACUGUCAGUAUCUAAGAGACAGCCAUUUCGCGCAAUCGUCAAGGAUCUCAUAGAAGAUGACCGUCCACUCAACGAAAAGAAACUGAUCAGGAUGCGGAAGGAUUUGCUCAAGAUGCAUAAAUUUGGCGUGUAUCCACAAGACGUGCAAGAACGAAAUUACGGGGGUGGACUGCUUCUAGAUUUCAGCAUCGCUAUCACAAAGCCUCAUUGGGUCUUCGAGACGAAGAGGUCAUGGUGGAUUAGAAUCAUGAUUAACAAUGACAUGAAUAUGUUGCAGGAGAUGAUCCUAGAGUCUGGGGUAAAGACAUGGCAACGUGCGGUGAGGAAUAGGGAAUACUGUAUGAAAUUGCGAGGAUGUCCUGACGGCAAAGAAAGGGAACGUAGAAACCGCAAAUAUGUCUCGAGAUAG